AAGGAAGAAGAGUAAAAGACGAAAGACGUGUAUUAUUUGGAUUAAUUUUAAUAAAAAACUGAAUAAAAGCCGAUUAAAUCUAAAAGCCAGUAUUUUCAAUACCACAAUUGGGGGCUCGGCCGCGAUUUAAACCUAAAAAUAUCAGAUUGGCAAGAUUUAUUUGGCGAAAUUCAAAAUUCUAAAUACGGUGUAGCGGCCAUUUUUGGAGAUUGGCCGUGGAAAAGACGGGAAGACGACGGGGGCAAUUUUUUUAAAGACGAUUAAAAAUUGCACCACUACGACGACGACGACGACGCCACGACGGUGAAAACCAAAAAAAAAAAAAAAACUCCUCAUGUACGACGACGGAGAACGUGGGGACUCAAGGAAAACGACGACGAGGACGACGAGGACGGGGGCGGCAGCAGCGGCAACGGCGGGGUGUUCAGCAAACAUGAUGAACUACGCGGAGGAGCUGGUGCCGAAAUUCAGCGGGCAGGACAGAAUGUACGUGGCCUCGCGAUGGGUGGAAGACGUAGAAGAUAACGCUGAGAUCUUCGGAUGGUCUGCGUUACAACAGCUGGUGGUGGCCCGUAGAUCACUGACGGGGACGGCGGCGCUAUGGCUUCGGGCUGAAAAGCCAUUCAAAACAUGGGACGCGCUGAAGUCGGCGAUACUAAAGGAGUUCCCAGGUACGGUGGAUGGGAAGGCCAUUCAUGAAAUCAUGAGUGCUAGAAAGAAGCAGCAAGGUGAGAGCUGUAUAGACUACCUCCUAGUGAUGAAGGAGCUAGCAAAAAGAGGAGAACUAGCUGACAGUGUGGCCAUACAAUACAUUAUCGACGGCAUAGUGGACGCGGAGAAUAAUAAAAUUAUGCUCUACGGCGCUACAACCUACAGUGAGUUGAAAGAUAAGUUGAGAAUAUAUGAAACUGUGAAAGAGAAGAUGAAGACGCCGCAAGUGCAGCACAGAAGAUGGCAACCUAGACCUAGAGAAGCUGAAAAGAGUGACAGGAGAAAAUGCUACAGUUGUGGAGAAACCAGUCAUAUUUCCCCUGAGUGUCCACAUAAAAACAGAGGGAUGAAGUGCUUUAAAUGCAACUCAUUUGGUCAUAUCUCAUCAGAAUGUCAACAACAACCAAAACACGAUGAAGUUCGCAGCGGUAGUGGGGUUCGCAAAUCAACAACAAUGGCGGCGGGUGCAACCAACGAUGUAAAUUUUCGUCCAACGAUGCGUUCGGAAAGAAGUUCCCAACAACAGCCGACGACAUCACGUCAAACGUUGUGCACCGUUGACUCACUCAAUGAAUGUGAAUGUGUGAACGAGAACGAUGAAAGAUGUCAAUGUCAACGUCAACAACAAACAAUCAUGUCGAUGCAGAACGCCGAUGCUAUGAUAAAUAAGACGAAUAAAGACGAAACCAAGGAUAAAGAGGAUAUUAAAAGGCACAUGACAAUGGUGGAAAUACGCGGAAAAGAAGUGAAGGCUCUGAUUGAUUCCGGAAGCGACGUCAACGUGAUCUCUAUGGACGUGUACCAACAGAUCGGUUCACCAGAGUGUUUCGACGACAAUAAGAUAUACACAGGACUUGGCUCGCAAGUGAAAUCAGUCGGACAGUGCUUGUUAAGUGUGAUGGUGAAUGGACAAGAAUAUAAGGACGUUAGUUUUGUAAUUAUGGACACUAAGGACGUACCACACUCGAUGAUUUUAGGCAAUCCUUUUCUAAAGAAUGUAACGUGUGUUUUAAAUGACGGUAAGGUGAUGUUGUUGCCAAUCAACGAGGAUUGGUGGGCUAAUUUACUUUGUGUUAUUUCAGAUGAGACAAUACCGGCAAAUAUAGGGUAUCAGGUGGACAAGGAGCUUAAACAAAGGGUGGAGAAGUUGGUGAAAUCCUAUGAACCAAGGAAGACUAAGGAGGCGAAUGUGGAACUACAUCUCAUUCUGAAGGAUCGGAUACCAGUUGCUCAGCGACCGAGACGGUUAGCUUUUAAGGAGAAACAAGAAGUAGAAAAGCAAGUAAAACAGUGGUUAGAUGAUGGAAUAGUACAGCUGGGAGUGAAGCCGAGGCAGUAGACAGAUUGAAAGAAGUUCUUCAGAUAGCAUCUGAGUAUGGAUUAAAUGUGAAUUGGAAGAAGUCCCAAUUGAUUGUACGACGAGUAGAAUAUCUUGGGCAUAUAAUUGAAGACGG
This is a messenger RNA of Plutella xylostella (diamondback moth), 2165 nucleotides long. RefSeq lists its product as uncharacterized. Lineage: Eukaryota; Metazoa; Arthropoda; Insecta; Lepidoptera; Plutellidae. Gene Ontology annotation, biological process: proteolysis. The record is from RefSeq and is a predicted model, not a curated record. Gene Ontology annotation, molecular function: nucleic acid binding; aspartic-type endopeptidase activity; zinc ion binding.